Molecule: messenger RNA, 3559 nt
Organism: Gossypium raimondii (Peruvian cotton)
Lineage: Eukaryota; Viridiplantae; Streptophyta; Magnoliopsida; Malvales; Malvaceae
Product: calnexin homolog
Exons: 6
Coding region: 1780-3405 (541 amino acids)
Biological process (GO): protein folding
Cellular component (GO): endoplasmic reticulum; endoplasmic reticulum membrane
Molecular function (GO): calcium ion binding
Source: RefSeq, a predicted model, not a curated record
UCAUCUACUUUACCUCAACUUCGUAUAGCUGAUCACUGCUUUAUAAAUGCAUGCAGUUUUCUAUUAUAUUUAAGAGCAUCAUCAGAUGGCUUUGCUGCAUUUUCAAUAAUACUAUACAUGAAAAAAAAAAGCAUAAAUAUAUUACCAACCUUAAACAACUAUACAAUCAAUUUAUCAGAAUAAGAUUGAUUGUCAAUCACCCCAAAAACAUGUCAGAAUUAACAUUACUGCAAUAAAUUGGGUUGAAGUCCUAACAAUGGCUUAUCUAACAACUUGGCUACUAAGGUCAAUACUCACAAUCAUAACAAAAUAAUAGUCUUGCCUAUAAUGCAUAAUAGAUCUUUGAAGUUUAUUUUAUGAGGGAAAAGGGACCAACUCUUACACAGGACAAGACUUUCACAAAAGAAAAAAGAAACAAGGAAGAUGAUAGGGUGUUUUGGAGAGCCUGAUUUGGUAAAUCAGAUACAUAAAGAUAGUAUUAAGAGGUAAAGUAUGAGUAAUUUCUCUCAUAUUUUCAAAAACAGAUAAUAAACUCCCAUGUUUACUCUCUUAUUUUCUCUUUUGGCUAUAAAAAACACUCCACAACAGCCAUCAAUAAAAAAUAAAUUAAAAUACAAAUAAAACCAAUAUGAAAUAUAUCCUCUCUCCAACAUUUCUAUCUCUGAAUUGUGCAAUUUUCUUCGACAUUUUAUUAUUAUUAUGAUGCAAUAUUUUAUUUCUUUAUAAAGACAAAAGCAGCUUAAGACCAGAGUGGUCAAACUUACAAAUAAAUACUUUAUUCAGAUGCCCCCCAAUCAAACAAAAGACAUAUAGACAACACACCUUCAUCAAAGCUGAAGCUACAUCAUAAGAAACAUCAACCAGAUCAAACCUACUACAAGGAUCACAAUAAAACAACAAAAGACAAAUAACCAGAAUAUCGUUGAACUCAGCUUCACCACCAUGACCAAAACAUAUUCUGACUAUCCACCACCCUUAGCUGUAAUACUCUCAGAUUUCCAUUCGGGCGUUUACUUAAAUGUCUAAUAUGUGAUUAUUAUCAAACAUGCUUGAAGUUAUUUUAAUAAAAAAAGAGUUUCACUUAAGCUACAAUGGGUUUUUAAUCAUGAAAUUGUUGCAAACUAAUCUGAAAAUGACCACAAAUGCCGCCUUUCCUUUACAGCUCCUGAAUACCUCUUUCCCUACAACCAUGAUUCAUUUGAGAAAUCACGACAAAACCAGUCCAUGCCAUGGGACAUUUCCCUGCCUUUCUUAUUGGUGGAACAAGAGUUACAAGACUUGCCAAAUUUAUUAAAUUCCCUUACAUCCUCAUAAUUUGUGUUAGAUGUUGCCUCAGCUGCAAGUGUAUAUGUGGAAAAAGAAAAUCAUCUUAUCCAAUUUAAACCAUUUUCUUUUCUUUUAUAAAACGAUGAAUACUAUUAAGUUGAUGAUGGUAUAUGCAUGGAAAUCAAGAUCCACCAAUGGGCCCUGACCCGAACCGUUCCCUCUUUUAGAUCCGGCAAAGCAAUUAAGCAAAGAAUAACUAAAAACGGGUUUUCCAAAAAAAAUUCUAUUCCAAAUAUCCUGCAUAAGGUAGGUUGCUUGAUUUGCAUACGUGUCAAAAAUCAAUUUGCUGACUUCACGUGGCACGAAUUGUACAGUGCCAUGAAGAUCUAUAAAAAUCAGCAACAUACGGUUAAAGCUUCGAUUUUUAGUCUUAGAUUUAGGAUUCAGAUUAAAAGAAUAUAUAAGAAAGAAAAGAUUUCCAAUCUGUAAUCAGUGGUAGGGUCCUUUGGAUUGAUGAUAAUGAUGGGGCAUUUUGCGCUUCUUGUCUUCUUAGCGUUCGCGUCGAUGCAGCUUCUCUGCAUUGCCGCUGAUCAUGAUGCUGCGAUUUUUUAUGAUUCAUUUGAAGAGCCAUUCAAUGGGCGAUGGAUCGUCUCUGAUAAAGAUGAUUAUAAAGGUAUAUGGGAGCAUUCAAAGAGUGAAGGGCACGAUGACUAUGGGCUUCUAGUGACCGAGAAGGCACGGAAGUACGCAAUAGUGAAAGAGCUGGAGGAGCCUGUGAAUCUCAGGGAUGGAACCACUGUGCUUCAGUACGAGGCUCGCUUCCAGAAUGGACUUGAAUGUGGUGGUGCAUACCUGAAAUACCUUAGACCUCAGGAAGCUGGGUGGAAGCCUAAGGAAUUUGACAAUGGAUCCCCUUACUCUAUCAUGUUUGGACCUGACAUAUGUGGAUUAACAAACAAGGUGCACUUUAUCCUGAAGCAGAAGAAUCCUAAAUCUGGGGAAUAUGUUGAACAUCAUCUUAUUGACCCACCGCGCGUCCCAUCUGACAAGCUUUCUCAUGUCUAUACUGCCAUCUUGAAGCCUGACAAUGAGAUUAGCAUUCUGAUUGAUGGAGAGGUGAAGAAGAAGGGAAACUUCCUCUCAGCUCAAGAUUUUGAUCCUCCAAUUACCCCUGCCAAGACUAUUCCUGACCCAAAUGAAAAGAAACCCGAGGACUGGGACGAUAGAGUCAGAAUUCCUGAUCCUAAUGCUGUGAAGCCUGAUGAUUGGGAUGAGAAUGCACCCAUGGAAAUUGAAGAUAUGGAGGCUGUGAAACCGGAAGGAUGGUUAGACGAUGAGUCUGAAGAGAUAGAUGAUCCUGAGGCAACCAAGCCAGAAGAUUGGGAUGAUGAAGAGGAUGGUGUAUGGGAAGCCCCCAAAAUUGAUAACCCAAAGUGUCAGACAGCUCCUGGUUGUGGUGAAUGGAAGAGACCGAUGAAGAGGAACCCAGCUUUUAAAGGAAUAUGGAAUCCUCCUCUAGUCGACAACCCCAAUUACAAGGGUAUUUGGAAGCCUAGGGACAUCCCAAACCCUAACUACUUCGAGCUUGACAAGCCUUACUUUGACCCUAUCGCUGCAAUUGGUAUCGAGAUUUGGACAAUGCAAGAAGGUAUAUUGUUUGACAAUAUUUUGAUAGCCAAAGACGAGAAUGUUGCUGAGUCAUACCGGGACACCACAUGGAAACCAAAGUUUGUGGUUGAGAAGGAAAAACAGAAGGCGGAGGAAGAAGCUGCAGGUUCGGAUGAUCUCGGUGGCUUCCAGAAGACCGUCUUCGAUGUCCUAUACAAGUUUGCUGAUAUUCCUUUCUUAAGCAAAUACAAGCUCCAAAUUCUUGACUUCAUUGAGAAGGCUGAGAAACAACCCAACCUCACCAUUGGUGUCCUGGUCUCCAUUGUGGUGGUUAUCUUGACAGCUAUCUUCAUGCUCAUUUUUAGUGGGAAGAAACAACAGCCAAGAGUAGAGAAGAAAACAGAGGCGGCUGCUGAUACAUCAAAUGAUCAAGGAAGCAGUGGAGAAAAGCCAGCUGAAGAGGAAAAGGAGGAGGAAAAGGAGAAUGAAACUGGUGGUGCUGCUCCCCGCCAAAGGAGGCGUGACACUUGAAAGCUUGGCUUGGCUGGUGAUUAUCAGUUUCACUUUUGCGCAGUUUUUUUUUUUUUUUGCGGUUUAGGUGUUUCCGUAGCUGAAACAUUUUUGGUAAUUGUUGAUUUCUGAAUGUUUUUAAUGUAUGAAUGAAUGAAAGGAAAAUUGUAAAUGA